AGCAAAUAUAUGGAAGUGAACCAAAUAGACGAUGCUUUUUUUGUUUUGUUUUGUCUCCAGGCAGCAUCUCUUGAAAUCUGUGCGCAGGAACGAUGACAGACGCAUGCCGCAAUGGAUUCAGAGAAGCUUCGUUACAGGCAGAAUCGCCGUCCAAAGAAGUCACCAUUCCCUCGCCUGACGAGGAAGACCUGUUGGCGCUCGUGGGCCGGUUCUGGCAGAGGAGGAAGCGUCUGGUCGCCGCCGUCGGGCUCGCCCUGGCCAUGGGCCUCAUCCUGCUCAUCGCCAUCCCCAUCCUGCUGCAGGCGCCCUCCGCCACCCGCGCUCACUACGAGAUGAUGGGCACCUGCCGCAUGAUCUGCGACCCCUACAGCGCCAGCAGCGUGGCCGCCGGACCCUCCGGCCGUCCCGGGAGCACCGCCGCUCUGGAGGCCCUGCAGGAGCUGAGCGCCCACCCGCCGUCUCCCCUGCCGCCCUUCUUCCAGGGACCCAAGGGCGAUCCUGGGCGCCCGGGCAAGCCGGGGCCAAGGGGGCCUCCUGGGGAACCGGGCCCUCCGGGUCCGAGGGGUCCCCCUGGAGAGAGGGGGGAUUCGGGGAAGCCGGGACUGCCGGGCCUAUCGAUGUCCCGAAUCGGACCGCCCGGAGCAGCGACUACAGUCGGAGUAGCCGGGUCGGGCGUGAGUGGCAGUAGCAGCCCGCCGCCGGGAGGCGAGAUAACGGGUGCCCUGAGCGCUGUCUUCAGCGGCCCCAGGAUCGCCUUCUACGUGGGCCUGAAGAGCCCCCACGAGGGCUACGAGGUGCUCAAAUUCGACGACGUGGUGACCAACUUGGGGAACCACUACGAGCCCAGCACGGGGAAGUUCACCUGCCAGGUGCGCGGCAUCUACUUCUUCACCUACCACAUCCUCAUGCGCGGCGGGGACGGCACCAGCAUGUGGGCAGACCUCUGCAAGAACGGCCAGGUGCGUGCCAGCGCCAUUGCUCAGGAUGCGGACCAGAAUUAUGACUACGCCAGCAACAGUGUAGUGCUCCACCUGGACUCGGGAGACGAAGUCUACGUCAAACUGGAUGGAGGCAAAGCCCACGGAGGCAACAACAAUAAAUACAGCACUUUCUCUGGCUUUCUUUUGUAUCCUGAUUGACAGCCAGGCAUCCGAGCUAUGAUCCAUUGCCUUGUCCCCGCCAUGCCUUCUCUUGGGGGUCUGCUCUUCAGGUCAUGUCACAUUGCAAGCUGUAUUGUACCUUGAUUGCCAUUUGAAAGAGAGACAGUGACAUCCUUCUAGCCACUGGUGUGUGUUUCUCUGUAUUCUGUUGCUCACUAAAAGAGAUGAGACGAGUCGGUCAGUAAGGAUUCAUAGGGUAAUCAGCACCACGGAUUGGUCCACUUAUGGAACAUAGAUUUAAAACGUGCGCGUAGAAUCCCACGGUGGUGAGAAGGACAGUCUAAAACCCUGGUUGUAAAGCUUAUUUAUAUAUGGUCCUUCGAUCUAGGUAGAGAGUCUGAGAAGCAUCUUUGCCAAUACCCAUUCAGUCAUGAAACUGUAUAACCCCCUUUUAAGUGAGUAGCCUUGCUUCAAAAUCAGUCUGGGAUUCAACAGUAUCUGAUUUUUGCUGAUGGAUUAAAUUAUAAAAAUAGCACCGCACAGAAACCGGAGUGUCUGGGCCAUCAGCCUGUCAAGAAGUUUCAAAUGUAGCUCUCCAAAUUCACAAGAAGCCUGACAUUACUCCUACUGGAAAGAUUUUAGUGAUUAAGCCUCCAGCUUCAUAGCAAAUGCUUUGCUAUCGGGUUAUAAGGCCUUCUCUGAUUAAACAAGUGGCUCAGAAGCGAUUGACCUCUGAACCCCCCCUUUAAUCACUGCGUAUUGCAGUCCUCUGUUUGAAACCAAUCUAGCACAUUACGUACGUUUGAAAGAAUCCAAGGCAAAAAUCACAAUAGGCAAAGUAGAAAAAGUGGGUGAAUCCUUGCACUUUAUUAUUUGUCUUUGUUACUUGGAGAAUAGGAGAGAAUUCCUGUUUCUAGACUGCUUUGUAUAUAGGGAAU
Molecule: messenger RNA, 2038 nt
Organism: Pantherophis guttatus
Lineage: Eukaryota; Metazoa; Chordata; Lepidosauria; Squamata; Colubridae
Source: RefSeq, a predicted model, not a curated record